Messenger RNA from Oppiella nova, 346 nucleotides. The record is from the annotation of a GenBank genome assembly. NCBI's taxonomy places the organism in Eukaryota, Metazoa, Arthropoda, Arachnida, Sarcoptiformes, Oppiidae.
CAGCAAAACAUUUGCAAAUAAUUCAAUCCAAAGUUAAAAAUUAACUUUAAUUUCAAAUAUGCGUUCAAUGAUUGCUAUAUUGACCCUGCUAUUUGUUGUCUUCACUAUUGGUGACUCUAUUAAUGUAAACCAGAACUAUGCAAAAACAGUUCCUCGAGUCAGCCCAGAAUUUAAGGGAACAUUUUCUGAGGACUUCCAACAAGGGAAAAAUGCGUCAACAUUUGCCCUGGAGUCUGCCAAUAACUGCUGGGUCUGUUAUAAUCCCUGUGCUAUGAUCUACUGUUGCGAUGAUGGGUACCCCCAGUGCUGUAUUGUUGGCGGUUAUUGUGGCUGUUGUCGCGGAUAA